AUGUCUUACUACGACCCAUACCAAGGGAUUCAACAACAACAUGCAUCGCAGCCAUACUUUCAAUACUAUUCAGGCGAAAACAACCAUCUCGUGGCUCCCGAAAUAUCUCAUAACAUAGACACCAGGGCCGGUUUUGAGCUGUAUCGCCAGUAUCAAAAUGAUUUUGGUAUGUCGCAAGAUCCCUCGCAAAGAGAUGGAUUAUCUCUCAAUAACAGCAAUGACAUCUAUAGCAAGGACGAGAGCCUGUUUCUUGAGAGCGAUCUUUCGCCAUCGCCCACUAGCCAACAGAACAUCAACCAAAACCUUGGUCAGAUCAACUAUCAGAAUUCUAUUGGCAUGGGGUUGCAUAAUAUCCAAGAUGCCAGCCUGCCAUUCAACCUGGUGUCUUACGGUGUUAAUGAUUAUCUCCAACCUGGUCACGUACAACAUAACCCAGCCGUUGAUAUGCUCUAUCGUGCACCACCGCAACAGACCAUAGUUGCACAACAACCCAGUGCAACUACACUGGUAGCUCCCUCUAGAACAGUGUACUUGGGCAAUAUACCCAGUGAUAUUGAGCCCAAUGAAUUGUUGGAUUAUGUGCGGAGUGGAAUUUUAGAAAAUGUCAAAAUUUUACCUUCGAAGAACUGUGCGUUCAUUUCCUUCAUAGAUCUGCAGUCUGCGUUGCUUUUCCAUUCCGACUGUAUUUUGAAGAAGUUGAACAUUAAGGGCCACGACAUUCGGAUUGGAUGGGGCAAGAACACCUCCAUAUUACCUGCCGUCAUGGAGGCCAUUCAAAGAGAUGGCGCCACCCGUAAUGUGUAUUUGGGGAAUAUGAACAACCCAAACUCUGGUGAUAUGAUUACGGAGGAAGAGUUGAGAGAGGACUUGUCAUGUUACGGAGUCAUUGAUUGCAUUAAAAUUAUCCCUGAAAAGGGCAUUGCAUUUAUUCACUUCUUGUCCAUUUUGAGUGCCAUCAAGUGUGUUUCCAACUUACCUUUGAAAGAGAAAUACUUGGACAAGAAAUGUUUCUAUGGUAAGGACAGAUGUGCUUUUAUUACCAAAACACAGCAGCAUAACGCUGCCCAAUAUUUGGGUUUAGCUCCUGGAAUGGAGCAUGUUGUUACCGCUGCUGACCGUGAAUUCAUUUCGAGUGCAUUGGUACAACAGUCAGCUGCUGCUGCCCAAAUUGCUACUCAAGCUGGAGGCGCCAAUAAUCUAGGAAACAGAACAGUUUACUUGGGAAACUUACACCAAGACUCCUCCGUGGAGGAGAUUUGCAAUGUCGUUCGUGGAGGUUUGUUGCAAAGUAUUAGAUUCUUAAAAGAGCGUCAUGUUUGCUUCAUUACCUUUAUUGAUCCCAUUGCUGCUGCUCAAUUCUUCGCCAUGUGCCAACUUCAUGGGUUGACUAUUCAUAAUAGGCGGAUUAAAGUUGGUUGGGGUAAACAUUCCGGACCAUUGUCUAACGCUUUGUCUUUGGCUGUCUCUAACGGUGCUUCGCGUAACAUCUACGUUGGCAACAUUAAUGAUUUCCAAUACUACAACUCAAAAAAAUUAAGAGACGACUUCUCUAAUUUUGGUGACAUUGAGCAAAUCAAUUACCUCGAAGAAAAGAACUGUGCAUUCAUCAAUUUUGUCAACAUCGCCAACGCUAUAAAGGCUAUAGAUGGAAUUAAGUCCUUCAACGACUACAAAAAUUUAAAAAUCAAUUUUGGUAAGGACAGAUGUGGUAACCUUCCAAGGCAAUUCCAAAAUCAACAAGCGCUCCAAUCGGCGAAUGGUUCCCAGUUUGCUAACGGAAAUUCUCAACAAUUAAGUGAUGAAGGCUCGUUUUCUGACUCGGAGUUUGUUGAUGAGAACAUUAAAGAGUAG
This is a messenger RNA of Clavispora lusitaniae ATCC 42720, 1851 nucleotides long. RefSeq lists its product as uncharacterized. The record is from RefSeq and is a predicted model, not a curated record. Gene Ontology annotation, biological process: mRNA splicing, via spliceosome. Gene Ontology annotation, cellular component: cytoplasmic stress granule. Lineage: Eukaryota; Fungi; Ascomycota; Pichiomycetes; Serinales; Metschnikowiaceae. Gene Ontology annotation, molecular function: mRNA binding.